CUCGAAAACAGUAAUAUGGCUGUCACGAUCGUGUUGUCGAUUCUUGUAAUUCUGGUGAUUCUCUACCUCUUCUUGACGAAAAAUUAUAAAUAUUGGCAAAAACGUGGAGUACCUUGCCCUGAUGGAGCCUUGCCCGGUGUCGGUCACGUCUGGGAAGUCGCCACACAAAAGAUCACUAUGGGCGAGUGGUGUUGCAGGAUCUACAAUGCUUAUCGGGAUCGCAGCAUGGUAGGAAUCUACAAUUUCAUGACGCCGACGUUGAUGGUCCGCGAGCCGCAACUGGUAAAAACAGUGCUGCAGACGAGUUUUACGAACUUCCACGAGAACGGCUUCAAAAUCGAUCCGAAAUUGGAUCCUCUUUUGGCGAACAAUCCAUUCUUCACAUACGGUGAAAAAUGGAUGACCGGGAGAAAGCGCUUGACCUAUGCGUUCUCCAGCAUGCGACUGAAAAUCCUGCUCGAGACCGUCAAGCAGGUGUGCCAGACAUUCGAAGGCUAUCUGGACAAAAAAAUCGAUAAAGCUGGAAAAGUGGAGUUAGAGCUAAAGGAAUUGUUCUCCAGAUUCACCUCGCAGGUGGUAUCUAGUGCUGGCUUUGGCAUCGAUGGCUUAAGCUUCAACGAAGAGAAAGAGAAAGAUUCUUUCUAUGCAUUGGGCAAGUCCUUCCUGGAUUCGACCGUUUUGAACAACAUUAUCUUCACCCUUGUGUUUUUUAUACCGGCGUUGGACAUUAUGGAACAAAGAAGGAAGGAGACGACACCCAGAAACGAUUUUCUCCAGUUGAUGACUGAUCUGGAACGAACGGAAGGCGAUAAGUUUGACUUAGAAGUUCUCACGUCCCACGCGGUGUCGUUCUUCGUCGACGGUUAUGAAACUUCCAGCGCAGUCUUAAGUUUUAUAGGCUUCAAUUUGGCCAAUAACCCAAAAGUGCAAGAAAAGUUACGUGAGGAGGUGAUGUCUGUGCUGAAUAAAUACGAUGGUGUCAUUACUUAUGAAGCCUUGAAGGAUAUGACAUACAUGGAUCAGGUAAUAAAUGAAUCGAUGAGAUUCGUACCUACUCUGGGAUUCCUAAGCAAGGUUUGUACAGAUGAGACUGAGUUGAGAGGGUCCGAUGGGCUCGUCUGUCGCGUAGAACGUGGAACACACAUCAUGAUACCAGUUAGUGGCCUACACGCAGACCCACAAUACUGGGAGAAUCCGAAAGAGUUUGAUCCCGAUAGGUUUGGCCCAGAUAGAAAGCACAACAUCGAGAAAUUCACCUUUCUUCCUUUUGGCGAAGGACCGCGAAUGUGCGUAGGAAUGAGAAUGGCUCAACUGCAGAUAAAAGCGUGUCUGGCUACGUUCUUGAGAAAGUACAGCAUAGAGCUUUCUCCAAAGACACAGUUACCUUUAAAAAUGGUAUCUUCGACGUUCCUGGCCAAUGCAGAAGGCGGUCUUUGGAGCAUAAUCCGGCCGAUUUAACUACAAGAUUUUUCUUUACCUUUUUUUUUGGAUGCAUUUUUUGGGUUGUUAUUCGGUCGCGAUUUAAU
Molecule: messenger RNA, 1526 nt
Organism: Trachymyrmex cornetzi
Lineage: Eukaryota; Metazoa; Arthropoda; Insecta; Hymenoptera; Formicidae
Product: cytochrome P450 9e2
Exons: 2
Coding region: 16-1458 (480 amino acids)
Molecular function (GO): iron ion binding; monooxygenase activity; heme binding
Source: RefSeq, a predicted model, not a curated record